Molecule: messenger RNA, 3282 nt
Organism: Pelobates fuscus (common spadefoot toad)
Lineage: Eukaryota; Metazoa; Chordata; Amphibia; Anura; Pelobatidae
Gene: SEMA3E
Product: semaphorin 3E
Exons: 17
Coding region: 520-2823 (767 amino acids)
Biological process (GO): positive regulation of cell migration; neural crest cell migration; semaphorin-plexin signaling pathway
Cellular component (GO): plasma membrane
Molecular function (GO): chemorepellent activity; semaphorin receptor binding
Source: RefSeq, a predicted model, not a curated record
ACCUGACAGUCCAGCAUCCCCGCUGUGUGGAUUUAACAACUUUAAACAGAAAUGCUACUUUUUGCUUCUAAUUAUCGAAGGUGAAAGGUGAAUUAAAACUGGCUGUCUGGCAAGUCUUAGCAGGGACUGAUUUCCUAAGAGUGAAGGAGGAGGUUUUUUUUCCUUUCUUUCCAUUUAAUAGAUUGCUUUCUGAACUGACUGUGGACUGUGGAGAGAGUGCUUGGUAUUGCUAAGCAAACUGCAUUACUAAAAGAUCAUCGUAACACUGGAGACACAUCACCAGGCAGUGAGACUGUGGAAUGACAGGGCACUAACAGUCCAUAAGCCAAUAUCAUUGUAAGACUAGCUCUGGCUUACAUAUUGUAAUGAAGCAUGACAAAUAGGAAAUGUGUGCUGGGAUGUAAAAGGGACGGAUUCCUCUAAGGAAUUCCCAAAGAACUGAAAAGAGAGUUGUUCUCUAAACUCAACCAGAGGAGGUAAAAACUGUUGCAGAAGAAGUCAUCCAACUGUUUUGAAGCCAUGGCAUAUACCAUGAUCACUGCAUUGCUUACCUAUGGACUUCAUGUAAUGGCCUCUAUGGCAUUAGACACAAGGCAGCCAAGACUUCGAGCAUCAUAUAAAGAGCUCUGGGACUUAAACAGGACAUCAAUUUUCCAAAAUCCAUUUCUUGACCUUCGAAUCAUGAAUUUGGAUGAAUAUCAAGAAAGAUUGUUUGUUGGAGGAAAAGAUUUUGUGUACUCUCUGAGCUUGGAGCAAGUCAGUGAUAACUACAGACAGAUACACUGGCCAAGUACUGAACAACAAAUAACUGAGUGCUACAAUAAAGGAAGAGAACAGAGUGAAUGUUCAAAUUUUAUCCGUGUUAUUCAGUAUUAUAAUAAAACCCAUCUUCUGGCAUGUGGAACAGGAGCCUUUGAUCCAGUGUGUGCAUUUUUAAGAGUUGGACUACGUUUUCAGGAGCACAUAUUUCAUCUUGAGCCACAGAAAACAGAGAGAGGACGUGGGAGAUGCCCUUAUGAUCCAGACUCUUCAGUUGUUUCGACCUUUACUGGUGGGGAGUUAUUUUGUGGUCUCUACAACGAUUUCUGGGGAAAGGAUGCCACUCUUUUUAGAAGUAUGGGACAUUUACCACAGAUUCGAACAGAUUACGAUGAAGAUCAUAUUCUAAAAGAACCAAAGUUUGUAGGCUCCUACAUGAUACCAGAUAAUGAUGACAAUGAUGACAAUAAAGUGUACUUCUUUUAUACUGAGAAGGCUGUCGAAGGAGAUGGAGUUCAUGCUAUUUAUUCCAGAGUGGGGAGGGUCUGUGCAAAUGAUGUUGGAGGAAAGAGAAUGAUGGUGAAUAGGUGGAGUACCUUUCUGAAAUCUAGACUAAUUUGUUCAGUUCCAGGACAAAAUGGAAUUGAUACACAUUUUGAUGAACUUGAAGAUGUUUUCUUGCUGCAGACCAGAGAUAGUAAGAAUCCCAAGAUAUUUGCUCUAUUCAGCACUACAAGCAAUAUUUUUAAAGGAUAUGCAAUAUGUGUGUAUCAUAUGAGCAGUAUCAGGGAAGCAUUUAAUGGCCCUUAUGCUCACAAGGAAGGCCCCGAAUACCAUUGGACAAAGUAUGAGCGAAAAGUACCUUACCCAAGGCCAGGCUCUUGUGCCAGCAAGGUGAAUGGAGGCCACUAUGGUACUACAAAAGAUUAUCCAGACGAAGCACUGCGCUUUGCUAGAAGCCAUCCACUCAUGUACGAGUCUAUUAAGCCUGUUCAUAGAAGACCGAUUCUUGUCAAAGCAGAUGGAAAGUACAACCUGAAAAAAAUUGUGGUUGAUAGGGUUGAGGCUGAAGAUGGUCCAUACAAUGUUCUCUUCCUUGGAACAGACCAAGGUACAGUACUGAAAGUUAUCACUAUUUAUAAUAAAGACACUGAGACAAUGGAAGAAGUUAUCCUUGAAGAACUUCAAGUUUUUAAGGAGCCAUCUCCUAUUAUUACAAUGGAAAUAUCAACAAAAAGACAACAACUUUACAUUGGAUCCAGAUCUAGUGUUGUGCAAGUAAAGAUCCAUCAUUGUGAGAUGUAUGGCACAGCAUGUGCAGAUUGCUGUCUAGCUCGAGAUUCUUAUUGUGCUUGGGAUGGGCUCUCCUGUACAAGGUAUUAUCCAUCGGCAGCACCAUCUAAAAGGCGAUUUAGAAGACAAGAUGUUCGUCAUGGGAAUGCAGUGCAACAGUGCUCUGGGCAACCAUUUCAUGGAGAGACUUUUGAGAAGACCGAAGAACACAAUGUAUAUGGUGUAGAACACAACAGCACUCUUUUGGAAUGCAUGCCGCGCUCCUUACAGUCUAAAGUCAUCUGGGUCGUACAGAAAGCACAUGAAACAAGAAGAGAAGAGGUUAAAACAGAUGAGAGAAUUAUCAAAACAGAAUAUGGACUUCUGUUUCUAAAGCUCCAUCGGGCAGAUGCUGGGGUGUAUUUUUGUCAAACCAUUGAACAUACGUUUGUACAUAUCAUUCGAAAAAUAACCCUUGAGGUUGUGGAAGAAGAUCGAGUGGAUGAUCUGUUUAAUAAAGAAGAGGAUGAGGAAACUGGACAGAAGAUACCUUGUCAAGUUCAAACCAACAUCCCACAUAUCUCUAAACCAUGGUAUAAGGAGUUUCUACAACUUAUUGGGUACAGUAAUUUUCAGAAGGUAGAAGAAUACUGUGAAAGAGUGUGGUGCACAGAUAAAAAAAGAAAAAGACAAAAAAUGUCACCAAACAAAUUGAAAUAUGGAAACCCACAGGAACGGAAGUCAAAAAAAUCUGAGCAUUAUCGUACUCCAAGGCAUAUAUCUGGUCCAUAAGUGAAUCUUGCACAGCUUUCUUUGGGAAUUUAAACUUUAAAAAUCUUUAUUUUCAUAUUAAUGCAAAAAGACUAGAAGCAUUACAUCUGUAGUGAACUUUUCUAUCUAUUCAAGACUAUGGACUGUUCAGGCAUUAUGUAAAUAUUUCUUCCAUUGUAUACAAAUUUAUAUAUUUUAUUCUUGUUCCAGUUUUUUUUAUGUUUGCUCUUGUAUAUAAUGCAUUUACAUUUUGACACCUUUCCAAAUUCAUAUUUUUGAAUUUAUUUUCCAGUGGCAAUUCAGCUGUUAUUUUUGAAAGAAAAAAAUGUGCAAGGUUUGAACAAGAGAGUCCUGAUCCUCCCAUAUGUGAAAAUCAAAUUGCUAAUGGAAGCCACAAGCCAUACAUUGUAUACCAGGAGAGUGACUUCCAUCAAUCAGAGGCAGCGCAAGUUAUAUGUUCUAGUGCUGCAGUGAGAAUUA